Neoarthrinium moseri is the source of this 1527-nucleotide messenger RNA. RefSeq lists its product as uncharacterized. Gene Ontology annotation, biological process: protein phosphorylation. The transcript is spliced from 2 exons. NCBI's taxonomy places the organism in Eukaryota, Fungi, Ascomycota, Sordariomycetes, Amphisphaeriales, Apiosporaceae. Gene Ontology annotation, molecular function: protein kinase activity; ATP binding. The record is from RefSeq and is a predicted model, not a curated record. Bases 1 to 1527 code for a protein of 508 amino acids.
AUGACCGAAGUGCUACUGUCGCCUGACCGCCAGCAUGUCACCACCCCGUCCAAGAGGGCCCUGGACUAUGACUUUGCCGUAGAGCUGACCCCGGGGACGUGGAAGGUCAUCCGGAAGAAGGACCGCUUCGAGUUCCUGGCCCAAGAUGUCACGGAGCAGUUCCAGGACUGCGACGGAGACCAGACGUGGCUGGGCCAGCUCCUGGACCCCUGCGGCAUCAACAUCAUGGGGUCGCUGAUGCGGAUCCUGAACCACGAGAACCUCAUCAACUGCGUCGACUGGAUCAAGGUGCGGAGCAGCCCUACCGGCAGGAUCACCACGUCCACGACGAAGCAGUUUGUCAUCUGGGACUUCUGCAACGCCGGCACCCUCGAGAACCUGCUGAUGGCUCCCCACGUGGUCGAGCCAACGGACUUCCACAGGGCGCAGACGCUGAAGGAGCUGGAAGAUAAGAAGCACCAGGAACACAAGAAGCGAAAGCUCAAGGCGAAAGGUGGGCACAAGGGCCACCAUCUAGACCAUCACCACGACCAUCAUGAUGACCAUCAUCAGGACCACGACCGUGUCUACGAUGAUGACGACGACGAUGAUGAUGACGACCUGCCCCCCAUAUUCCUACCCGAGGCCUUCUGCUGGCACGUCCUGUGCUCGGUGCUCAAGGCGCUGGCGUGGCUGCACCACGGGAUCCGCGAGGACUACAACGCGGCGACGGGGCGGUACGAGACGCAGCGGGCGGACCUGGACUGGCAGACGAUGCUGCACCGCGACAUCCGGCCGUCCAACAUCUUCUUCUGCCACCCGCAGACCAAGCACGAGACGUACGGCCUUUGCAAGCUGGGCAACUACGGCGCCGCCGUCGUCUCGGGCGUCUUCAACGGCAUCCACCGCGACCGCGUCCCGCCCGCCCGCGGCAAGGCCCUCGCGCCCCAGCCCGGCCGCGCCUUCGCCGAGCUCGACGAGCUGCGCCGCGCCGACGCCGUCUCGACCAACAGCCACCCGCCGCCGCACACGCAGCCGUACACGAUGCUGAGCGAGUACCGGUCGCUGGCGGACGUGGUGGCGGCCAUGAUGGUGGAGCCGACGCGCGGGAGCGAGGCCAACACGCACUUCCACGGGCUGCGGGACGCGCCGGGCCCGCGGUGGCGGGCGGCGCUGGAGCAGACGGGGUACACGGGGGCGCUGAAGAACUUUGUGUACCGGCUGAUGGCGACGACGACGGGGGAGACGGACGGGGCGGCGGCGCCGUCGCUGGCGCUGUACCGGCGGGCGCGGGCCGAGCACGCGCGGUUCCGCGGGCUCAAGGACGAGGGCCGCGCCGUCAUCACCGCGGACCACGUGCGGGCGCGGCACGCGGCGCAGGAGCGCGGCCGGCUGGUGGGCCACCUCGAGGCGCUGCGGGACGCCGAGCGCGCGCGCGUCGCCGAGGACACGAGCGACCGCUUCGUCGGCGUGCCCCCGCCCACGGCCCUGGAUGACCUGCUCGACGACAUCUACGACACCUGCGCCGCGGCCGAUGCAGCGCGCUAA